Messenger RNA from Mobula hypostoma (lesser devil ray), 6673 nucleotides. It is a transcript of the gene pik3r1, whose product is annotated as phosphoinositide-3-kinase, regulatory subunit 1 (alpha). Gene Ontology annotation, molecular function: protein binding; 1-phosphatidylinositol-3-kinase regulator activity. Gene Ontology annotation, biological process: insulin receptor signaling pathway; phosphatidylinositol phosphate biosynthetic process. The coding region runs from base 493 to 2685 and encodes 730 amino acids. The transcript is spliced from 16 exons. Gene Ontology annotation, cellular component: phosphatidylinositol 3-kinase complex. The record is from RefSeq and is a predicted model, not a curated record. NCBI's taxonomy places the organism in Eukaryota, Metazoa, Chordata, Chondrichthyes, Myliobatiformes, Myliobatidae.
GGAACAAUACUGGCGCGUUGGGGAGGAGCCGCGCGGACUGGUGAGCGAGAGGAGCGAGCCGAGUGGGUGACGGUGGUGGUCGGCUGGCCGGUCGGUCGGUCGGUGCGGGAGGCCCCUCUACCCCCGUACGCCAGGUUAAAGCCAGUCAGAAAGGCUAUUAUCAGUGGAUGCAAAUUGAUGUUUUCUGGAUAUAGUGGAUGGAGCAUUAAAAGAUACUUUGAAUAAUUCACCUCAGGAAUCUUUAAAGAAUCUGCUGAUGUCAUUGAGCAGUACAAGUAGUAGUCUUUCUUUUGAAGAACAGCAUUACUAAUUUUUGGAAAUGGUAAGAGUAGUUUCAGGGACUUCUGAUUAAGCAAGCAACUAUUGAUAAAUACUUCAUUUGGAGAAUCCAUUUUCACUUGAAGAACAUCCAUAAUUUUUGAAUUUCAUCACCUGAUGUCUACAUAAAGGGCAAAACAUCUUGCAUGUUUUGCAUUAAUAACAAUAGAGAAAAUGAGCGCUGAUGGCUAUCAGUAUAGAGCUUUGUACGAAUACAAAAAAGAGCGUGAAGAAGACAUUGAUUUGCAUACUGGUGAUAUACUGAUUGUCACCAAAAGUACUCUGUUAGCCCUGGGUUUCAGCGAGGGAGACGAGACGAGACCAGAGGAGAUUGGCUGGCUCACGGGCAUAAAUGAAACCACGCAAGAAAGGGGUGACUUUCCAGGAACCUAUGUAGAGUUUUAUGGUCGCAGGAAGAUUUCUCCGCCGACACCCAAGCCACGUCCUCCCAGGCCGUUGCCUGUGGCUCCAAAUCCAUCAAGACCGGAAGAUGCUGACCAGCAAGGUCCUGUUCUACCAGAUUUAACAGAGCAGUUCUCUCCUCCAAGUCUCGCUCCAGCAAUCCUUGUGAAGUUAAUAGAAGCUAUUGAAAGAACCGGUCUUGAGAGCGUCAAUUUAUACCGGACUUCUGGUUCGUGUGGUGGUGCUGAAUUAAAGCAGUUGUUGGAUUAUGAUGUAGCUUCAGUGGACGUUGAACAGUUUGAUCUGCCGUCGCUAACUGAGGCAUUAAGGCAAUAUCUCCAGGAAUUACCAAGCCCUGUCAUUCCUACAUCCAUCUACAGUGAUAUGGUUUAUAUAGCUCAAGAAGUACUCAAUACAGAGGAGUGUGCACAGUUGCUGAGGAGAGCUAUCCGGUCCCAUAAUGUGCCUCAGCAGUAUUGGCUUACUCUUCAUUAUUUGAUCAAGCACUUCUGCAAACUUUGUCAAAGUUCUGGGAAGAACAACCUGACUGCACGAACCUUGGCGGAAAUUUUCAGUCCUCUGCUUUUUAGGCAACAAGCAGUAAGUUCGGAUAUAAAUCCUGAAUAUCUCACAAAAAUUAUAGAAGUACUUAUAGCCAGUGAAUGCCACGAAACCCAGACUGCACAAGCACCGGCACCAGCUUUGCCUCCAAAACCACCAAAAGCUACACCUGUAACUAAUAACGGAAUAAGCAGUAACAUGUCUCUACAAGAUGCUGAAUGGUACUGGGGAGACAUUUCAAGGGAGGAGGUCAAUGAAAAACUACGUGAUACUGCUGAUGGUACCUUCUUAGUCCGUGAUGCAUCUACGAAAAUGCAUGGUGACUACACCCUUACCUUGAGAAAAGGGGGCAACAAUAAGUUGAUCAAAAUUUUUCAUCGAGAUGGAAAAUAUGGCUUCUCCGACCCAUUGACUUUUAACUCAGUAGUGGAGCUUAUAAAUCACUAUCGUCAUGAAUCGUUGGCACAAUACAACCCAAAGCUAGAUGUUAAACUAUUAUAUCCUGUGUCCAAGUUCCAGCAGGAUCAGGUGGUAAAAGAGGAUAACAUUGAUGCAGUGGGCAAGAAACUACACGAGUAUCAUACUCAGUACCAGGAGAAAAGCAGGGAAUAUGACCGACUUUAUGAAGAAUGUACACGAACAUCUCAAGAAAUUCAAAUGAAAAGGACAGCUAUUGAAGCAUUUAAUGAAACAAUCAAAAUAUUUGAGGAGCAGUGUCAAACACAGGAAAGGUACAGCAAGGAGUACAUUGAAAAAUUUAGGCGAGAAGGAAAUGAAAAGGAAAUCCAGAGGAUAAUGGUAAAUUAUGAAAAGCUGAAGUCUCGCAUCAGUGAAAUUGUUGACAGCAAACGAAGAUUGGAGGAAGAUUUGAAGAAACAAGCAGCUGAUUACAGGGAAAUUGACAAAAGGAUGAAUAGCAUCAAACCUGACCUAAUUCAGCUAAGGAAAACGAGAGACCAAUACCUAACGUGGUUGACACAAAAGGGAGUUCGACAGAAGAAGAUCAAUGAGUGGCUUGGCAUUAAGAAUGAGAAUGCUGAAGAUCAAUACUCUAUGGUGGAGGAUGAUGAAGAUCUACCUCAUCAUGAUGAACGAACAUGGAAUGUAGGCAGUAUUAACAGGACUCGGGCAGAGAGCCUACUGAGAGGAAAACGGGAUGGAACGUUCUUGGUCCGAGAAAGUAGCAAACCAGGCUGUUACGCAUGUUCAGUCGUGGUGGAUGGUGAUGUGAAACACUGUGUCAUAAAUAAAACUCCCACAGGAUAUGGAUUUGCAGAACCAUACAACUUGUACAGCUCACUUAGAGAACUGGUGCUACAUUAUCAGCAUACAUCACUUGUACAGCACAAUGACUCCCUUAAUGUCACACUAGCCUAUCCAGUAUAUGGCAAUCAGAGAAGAUGAAAGCUGAAGUCUUGGCUUUUUGACUGCUGGAUGGUCAUUGAAAUGGCUCCUACCACUUUGCUCUAAUUCAGUUUGAUUCCUGUUCGGGAAAUGAUGUGCAAAGUUGACUUGAGCUUUCCAGAGAGAGAGAGAGAGAGAGAAGUGACCGUGUUAGACCUCUGAAUAUAAAUUCCUAAUGUGCUUUUUUUUAAAGAAAGCACUUAUUAAUUGAGGACUGCAAAACUAUCUCCUUUUUGGGGAUGUUGGGGCCUGUUUUUAUUGGUGCUUGUUUACAUUCUUCAUAAGGAUUUACCAGUUGGAAUGUUGGAUACUGCAAAUCCAUGGAAAUAUAUUUAAAAAAACUGAAGCAGGAACAUCAGUGUUUUUAAAAAUCCAGUGACCUGUUUCUCUUCGAUCCAGAUCAAGAUAAUGUCAAAAUGGAAUAAUUCAGCAACAAAAGUGAACUUCACAUGUAGCAAGCUGGCACUUUGAACAUUUGUACCAAGUUUAUGAUGAAAAAGGGAAUGUUUUGUUCGGAGGGGUUCUGUACGCGUGAAUGGGACACUCUCAAACAGUGCCAGGUUUCUAGAGUUGAGGCAAUGUAAGCCUGUUUUAUUAACUGUUUAAAAUCUGAAGGAAAGGACUUCUACAAAAAUGGCACACCAUAUAUAAAACCAUUGUAUAUAUGUAUAUGGAAUAUCCCAUUCUGGGAUAGUUGGAUCAAGUAAAAAGAAAAGCUAUCAUCCUAAUCAUAGCAGAUUUUACAUUGUUUCUCCUAUUUUAAAGCUUUUUUUAAGAUAUUGCUAUGCAAGCCUGCAUAUUGCAUAUCAUAUUCUCAAGAGUACCCACAAUAUAAGCUUUGUUUUGUUGCCUAAAAGUGUUGUCAGUUUUUGCAAUGUUCUUUUGGUGUUUCCAGAACACGCAAGUUGUCUGUGAACGCAGCUUUGAGAACGUGGGAGGGGGGAACCGAAUGUGUUCUAAAUCACUGGUUAAUUCUAUCUGAAUAGCAAUUUGGCUAUUUAAAAUGCAAAUUUAGAAAACGAUUUCAAACUGUUUCCAAAAUGUAUUAUGUAGCUGGUUUAACCACGUUGUUUUCUCCUAACAAGCAACCAUAUUUCAUGUAUCUAGAAAACACUAAAGAAAUUUUCCUUUUCAAAAGGAAAACAAAAUCCCAAGUCUAAUGCUAACAAUAGCUUCAUGCUCCAGUUUUAAAAACUGGAAGUCUUUGAGUCACUCAGUUCUCCAUACCUUCUGCAGUUUUCAGGCUUUUAAACUUGCUACACUGAAAUAGCUUUUCUGAUUUGCUUCACCUUUAUUUUCAUUUCAGCCAUGGUCCUGCACUUACGGCCCAGGGCCCUUAACUUAUUACCUCAGUUGUAUUUAAAACAAAAUCAGCCAUUUAAUGGGCAUAAUUGCAACCCUGUACCUGAACUUUUAGUGGUCGUGUUAGUGGAAAACAACAUGCUUGAUAUCAAAUCCUUUCUCUUGCGCAGUGCAUUGCUGUAAUUCAGUUUAUUGUUUCACACAACACAAAAGCAGAAGUGUUUUGGAACUUCAGCAGCAUAAUGGUGCACAUUUCAAGAUUCUUGCAAAGAAUGCAGUAUCCUUGUGUGCUAACUUUCUGCCACAUAGAGUAGCAUAAGGUAGUAAUGUGCCAACCUUCUGAACUUGACUAACAGUACCAUUGUGGGAUUUUAUUCCCAUAUGAGGUGUUUCAUGUUUCAAUCCCAAAUUUUAAAGCUCAUUUGAAGCACAGUUUGGAUCAUCCAGCUUUUACAGGGUCAUUGUAACCUUACUAUUGGCCACUGGAUAAUUCAGAACUUCAUAACCUUUUUGUGGUGGAAAUUAAGAGAAGUCCCAGUGCUGAGGGAGGGGUGGCAGGAAAAUUGAAACGUUUCUUAGAGCCAAAGUUUGUCUAAGCUAAAAUAGUGUUCUAUUGUAUAAUUUAUAAAUUUAAAUUAAUUCUGCACAUAGCCAAGCAUCCAUGACUAUGCAACUUGAGUUGUCACGGAACACAGUUUAAAUUUGCUGAAGGACAAUCGUGUAAAAAUAAAUGUUAAUUUAAUUCUACAGAUAAGCCAUUUUUGGUCUUCUAAUUUUUUUAAACAAAAGAUAACUUGGUAAAUUAAAACGUGAGGGCUUGCUUACCCUUUAUGCACAUUUUGUAAUCCAAUUUGCAAGUCAUUUUGUUCAUUGUCAGCAUGAGGAGAAAUGGCAUUGUUUACUUUUAAUGUGUAAUGAGGAUGUUAAUUCUAAGAUAUUAGACUAUAAUCUACUAGGCUUUAGUAUUAUUCGUAUUAUCCUUCUGCGUGCUCCACUCUGCAGUUUUUGAAUAUUUUCAACAUCAGAAUACUUAUGCAUUUGGUAGUGUGAAACAAUACAGACAUGUCUGCACAAAAUAAUCGUGGUUCCGUGAGCAUGCUUUAAGCUCUUCCAAAGGUACCAUGCGUGAUGAGCUUUACAAAUUGAAUUCAACUGUUAAAUGUUUGGGUGUUGAAAUGGGUAUGCGCACAGAAUUUUCUUUCUGUAUUGAAAUUCAGUUGUUUGUGUCUCUACAGUGUAUGUUCGCCGUAUUUUGCUGUAGCUGUAUUUUUUGAAGAAGCUUUGCGACUUUAAAUGUGUGUAAAUGCUUCUUUGUUUUAAUGGUACUACUGCUGAUGAGCUCUUUUUAAAAGAUUUGCAUUGUGUGCCAUUUUGUUCAGUGUUGCAUUUCUGUGAAACUUCCUUCAUUGUGGAAUUUUCGUGUUUUCACAUGGUGAUGCAUAUCUUAACAAAACUGAUCUGAAAGGAUAUUAAUCUUGUAAUUAUUCAUGAGCCAUUUUAUUUCUUGAAGUAAUAAAUGUAGUUGCAUAAUUUGUCCUUGACGUUGGGAGUUUAAAAAAAGAUUCCAUCAUCCUGUCCCGAAUCUAUUCCACGUUCCAUUGAGUGAUUGCUUUGAACGUAGAGUACAUUCAAAGUGGGGAAAGGGUGUACUGCUGAUCUUGAGGCAUUAAUUCCAUAUUUCAUAUUUUAAAUUCAUUUUGAUCCACUAUUUUUCAAAAGAUGUUGGAUACAGCUUUAGUUGUGCUAUGCCUUUUGGUGGUUUCAUCACCAUGAGACGGCAGUUAUUACCCAAUGUGCUGCUAUACCUUUCAGUUCUUAAAAAAAAAACUUAAACUCCAUUAGUUGAAAUAAUGUUUGUAUAUUAGUUAAGAUUGCUUUGUUUAAAAAGCCUAUUCCUUUUAUUAAAGAAUUACAGAAGCUAGCAGGAUAGGUUGUAUGGUCUGAAAAGACAAUACAGUUACUGUAAAGUACAACCUCUUAAAGCUAUUCUUGUUCUAGGUUUAAUAGUUUUUCAUUUUAAUUUGCUAUAAUUCAUGUAUUAUGGCUAUCAUAAGGAAUAAAGUUUUUUUUUGUUUCAAAUAAAGUCUGUGUGGAGCUGAGGAAGUAGAUGUACAUAGUAUAGAAUUCCAUGGCCUAAUGUGACUGAUUUCAUGUAAUUACAAAGUGCAAUUCUUAGAGAUUUGUGUUAUGUUGUUUUAAAUAGCCAUGAAGACUGGAGAUGUGUAGUUGCUAUGGAUAUUGACAUAGAGGGAUGUUACAAAUGUGAAAAGCCUUAGUAACUGCAUACCUAUGAAUUAAUUAAUGGCAUUAGAGCUAAAAAUCCCUUUUCUUUGAGAAGGCCCUAUUGUAACAAUGAAAUUACCAUUUCUUUAACUAUGGGUUCUAUUUGGAUUAUAUCUAACAGACACUUUUCUAAGCAUUGCUUUAAAAUUGCUUAAAAAAGUACUGUUUGUAACAAUUUAAUUUUAUGAGAAAUUUAUCUAAAAUGUGUGCUGAGCAGUGGGAAGUGUCUACAGCUUACCAUAGGUAAAUGCUAAUAUUAUGAGGGGUGAGGGGAAGAUGUUUCAAGCUGCCCAAUGAUUUUGCAACAUUGAUGUAUCUUUACAAACUGCAGCUAAUUUUGCUUAUUUACAACAUACUAUAUAUUGAUCAUCAGUGCCUGAUUUACCGUAGGGAAGCUAUGGUU